AUGCAAUCAAAGGAGUCUUGCACGGACCAAAGCCCGCGGGCCAAAGAGUUUCUUGACCGAUAUCCUGAGUAUGCAUCGACAACGCUACUAGACGACUUGCGAGCCACGGAAUACUCUUUCCUCGAUGAAAACAACCACAUAUACCUAGACUACACUGGCGCCGGCUUGGCUGCCCACUCGCAGCACGAAGCGCACCGCCAGCGGUUGCGGCAUGGGGCGUUUGGAAACCCCCAUUCCGUCAACCCGACCAGCCAGGCAACCACAGACCUGGUGGAGGAGACCAGAAGCAGAAUACUGCGCUACUUUUCCGCAUCGGCAGACGAGUACACCGUCAUCUUCACCCCGAACGCGACCGGCGCGGCGCGGCUCGUCGGCGAGUCGUACCCCUGGCGUCGCGGCGCCCGGCUGGUGCUGACGGCCGAUAAUCACAACUCGCUCAACGGCCUGCGCGAGUUUGCCCGGCGCGGAAACUCCCGCACGGUGUACGUGCCCGUCGACGGUGACGAGCUUCGCACCUGGGAGGCGGACGUCGUGGCCGCGUUAGAGGGGUCCCGCUGCUCCCCGGCCGACUGGCUCGCGGCGAAGGGGUUCGCCGGCGGCGCGCGAGGGCGCCGGCGGGGCCUCUUCGCGUACCCGGCGCAGAGCAACUUCACCGGCGUGCGGCACCCGCUGUCGUGGGUGGGCCUCGCGCAGGACCGCGGGUACGACGUGCUACUAGACGCGGCCGCGUACCUGCCCACGGCGACGCUGGACCUGUCAUCGUCGUCAGGAGGGCCGCGGCCGGACUUCGUCACGGUCAGCUGGUACAAGGUGUUCGGGGCGCCGACGGGGGUCGGGUGCCUGGUGGCGCGGCGGGAGGCGCUGGCGCGGCUGCGCAGGCCGUGGUUUGCGGGCGGCACGGUGCGGGCGGCGACGACGGGCAGCGGCCGCCGUGCGUGGCACGUCCCGGAGGACGGCGCGGCGGCGUUCGAGGACGGCACGGUGGACUUUUUGUCGAUCCCGGACGUGGCGGUCGGGCUGGACUGGGUCGCGCGCGUGGGCGGGCCGGACGUGGUGGCGACGCGGGUGCGCUGCCUGACGGGGUGGCUGCUGGACGAGCUCCGGGCGCUGAGGCACGGUGACGGAGGGGGCGGGAUGGUGGUGGUCUACGGGCCGGUUGGGGUGUGGGGCCGCGGCGGCACGGUGUGCUUCAACGUACUCGAUAGGGACGGCGUCGUCUUCGACGAGCGACUCGUGGCGGCCGAGUCGUCGGCGGCCGGCAUCUCGCUGCGCACGGGGUGCUUUUGCAACCCAGGGGCCGGCGCGGCGGCGCUCGGCAUCACGCCGGCCGUGCUCGACCGCGUGGGGAGGGCCCGCGCCGAGUCGAACGGGGACUUGGAAGGUGCGCUGGACGGUCUCGGCCUGACCAUCGGGGCCAUCCGCGUAUCGCUUGGCAUCGCGUCCGUCUUGGCGGACGUGGAGGCCUUGGUGGCGUUUGUGGAGGCGACCUACCGGGACAGGGUUGCGACGACGAAGAACCUGCCGCCGCGUGGGAAAUGCUGA
Molecule: messenger RNA, 1542 nt
Organism: Cordyceps fumosorosea ARSEF 2679
Lineage: Eukaryota; Fungi; Ascomycota; Sordariomycetes; Hypocreales; Cordycipitaceae
Product: aminotransferase class-V
Exons: 1
Coding region: 1-1542 (513 amino acids)
Source: RefSeq, a predicted model, not a curated record